Messenger RNA from Talaromyces amestolkiae, 2511 nucleotides. RefSeq lists its product as uncharacterized. Gene Ontology annotation, biological process: positive regulation of translation. NCBI's taxonomy places the organism in Eukaryota, Fungi, Ascomycota, Eurotiomycetes, Eurotiales, Trichocomaceae. The record is from RefSeq and is a predicted model, not a curated record. Gene Ontology annotation, molecular function: RNA binding. Bases 1 to 2511 code for a protein of 836 amino acids. The transcript is spliced from 3 exons. Gene Ontology annotation, cellular component: cytoplasmic stress granule; cytosol.
AUGGCGACCACAGCCACAAAGGCAGAGGUGCCUACCUUUUCUUAUGCACAGGCUGCCAAAGGGCUGGCUGCACCAGCUACUUCACAACCAAUCACCAAGCCUACAGAACAGUCUGGACAGACUGGUCAGGAUAAUGAGGCGAUCAAGGGUUUGGCUGCGGAACAGAUCUCGACUUCUGUAUCUGCAGAAUCUGAAAAAGCGGAAUCUAUUGCGGAUCACGAGUCCAAGUCUGCUACUACUGGCUCAACCAAGAAUGCAGUCUCCGGUGCAUCAUCUCCCUCUUUCGGAACCUCUUCGACGUCGACGUUAGCGAAAGAAGACGAAAUCCCUCCCAUCACAAAUGGGGACUCUCAUUGGGACAACAAGUCACAGACAUCAGCCCCUGCUGAAAAGUCGAAUAAGAAAAAGGAAAAAGAAGGAAAGAAGGAUGAGUCCGGCAAAUCAUCAGACAAGACUCCUCCUGUCAAGGAGCUCAAGGCAGCCCCUCCUCCAGCCGUCAACAUAUGGCAACAAAGGAAGGAAGCGCAAGAGGCCAAGGCCAAGGCCAGUGCUGCAGUUCUGAAAUCAGUGAAUGGCGCAACUAAGCCCACUGCUUCCAAGUCCGCAUCGCUAGCUACAGCAAAUGCUCCAGACUCGGCCAAMCCCGCCAACAAGAAGAAGGCGGCUAACGAUMCCCAAGCCGAUGCAUCAGGAUCAAUUAACAAAGAUCGAAAGCGAGUCGAGAAUGGCAAGCCUCGUGAUGAAGGACCCAAGAAGUCUACAAACCGCAUACCUCGCGAAGAGUCAACAGACAUCGCACCCCCACCAGUCGCAGAUGCAACUGCAUGGCCCACCCCGCAGAUCGCACUCGGUGAAGAAAAGCGCAAAGCACAAGAGAAGAGCGACAAGUCCGAUAAGGUCGAGAAAAGCCCCUCAACGCGUGGCAAGGAGAAAUGGACUCCAGUGCAUUAUGUUCCCACUGCUGUUUUCAACACUCCACUUCCAACAGGUGCUCGUCGCGGGGGCCGACCAGCCCGUGGUGGCCGCGAGGGAGGACGUGGCGCUCACAGCUCCAAUAGCACUACGAACAGUACGGCAACUCCGGUUGACGCCAGACCAGCCCCUGCUGCCCAGCCCAAUCAGGCACAGCCCAAACAAAAUGCAAACUUGCCAGAGCGAGGACGCAACGACGGUGGUCUUGCUCGCGCGAACUCCCUGCCUGCUCAGGCCCGAAAGCCUGUCGCUGCCGAUGGUAACACACAGCAACAGGAACAGCGACGCUUUCAGGCAAACUCUGAACGCCCACGUGUCGACACUCGUUCAAAGGCCACAGAGGAAAACAAUGCCGCCAUAAAUGGUACAUCUUAUCCUUCUGCGGACACUGCUACGAAGACUUUCCGUGAGCCGCGCUCCGCAAAAGCUCCAGAAUUUGUUCCCGCCCACAAGGCAUCUGAGCGCAGCCCACGUUCAGGAACAUCUCCUGCAGAUGCCCAAGCCAACGGACGCUUUGUUCCCAACCAUGAGCGACGAUUCGAUAAUGGAACAAAGUCUGAGACUCCUCGUGAGAUGAAUGGCUUCGUUCCUCGGGAGCGUGAAUUCAAAGAUUACAACCGCGAGAAGGGCGAGUUCCAGCGUGAUCGCGAGCACCAAAAGGAGCGUGGUGAAUCACGACCCGAGCGAGGUCGCGGUGGAUACCGUGGACGAGGCGGUCAUUCAUACAACAGCCCUCAUAACCAGCAUUUCCAGAACUCACAAGUGUCUCAACAUCAGUUCGUGCCAAAGCAGUUCAAUGCCGGUGAUCGCCAGCGCUCGCAGCAGCAGAACUUCCAGAACGGGACACAACCCCAGCAUGUCAACCACCGACUAUCAUUGCGUUCGCCCUCAAUGCCAAAUUCUGCUGGUUUGUAUUCUACUUACCCUGUACCGGAGAUCAACACCGUGUAUCAGGGCUAUCAAACUAUUGCGCCGGGCCCAAUGAGCGCAGUCCCAUACCAGCCUUAUAUGGAGCAAUACACCGUCUUCACUCUGAUUCAAAUGCAGCUUGAAUAUUACUUCUCCGUUGACAACCUCUGCAAGGACUUGUAUCUUCGCAAGCAUAUGGAUUCGCAGGGUUUCGUUCGCUUGGCAUUCAUAGCUGGCUUCAAAAGGAUCAGACAUCUCACUGAAGAAUACGAGAUGCUUCGCCACUGCGGUCGUCAGUUGCGCAACGCCGAGUACAUCAUUGGCGAAGAUGGACAAGAUCGCCUGCGCCCACGCGACAAGUGGGAGCAAUGGGUGCUUCCCGUUGACCAGCGUGAUGCUUCUGCUCAAAAUGACGGCCACCACGCCGCAGCAGCUGUUCAGCAUUUUAGCGAGCAAAAUAAUUUCGCUGUUCCCAUGACCAACGGCGUUGAUAACAAUGGCUACCAGGCUACUCCAAAUGGGUUGCCAAAUGGCGGACAACAUGAACAAACCGCGCUAUCUUCAGCCGCCCCCGAAUUUACACCGUAUGUGGCGGUUGGUGAUCACAAUGAGGUUCCUAAUGUAGGUUAA